Cyclocybe aegerita is the source of this 1569-nucleotide messenger RNA. The record is from the annotation of a GenBank genome assembly. Lineage: Eukaryota; Fungi; Basidiomycota; Agaricomycetes; Agaricales; Hemipholiotaceae.
AUGGCUUUGGACAGCCGGGAAGUCAUAGACGAGCAAAUACUCAAAGCCGAAGCGGACAUACAGCAGCUCAAAGCACGCCGAAAUACCUAUACACCAGCCGCGAUGCUUCCCAUCGACAUCCUAUCCUAUAUCUUUCAAUUCCCUGCCGACCUUGAAGGCCACACACGGGAGGAACUGCUCGUCAAAUACAUGGUGCCAAUCACCCAAGUCUGUCACCGUUGGAGGACCAUCGCUAUCGAGACAGCCACUCUCUGGACGCGUGUCCCUUUAGGAUAUUUGCAAUGGACGGAGGAGUUGCUGAGGCGGUCAAAGGGUGCCGGAAUUGACGUCGAAAAUAGACUUAUAGCGGGCGGACAAUCCAUCGCCGGACACCCAUCGGAACGUGAAGCCUUGGAUUGCGUCUUCGUCAAUAUCGGAGCUGUGAGGAGGUUGUCGUUAAGGAGUAUAGAGCAGUGGGAGGCACAGAUACUCUUCCAGGCUUUCAACAGAAGCAGUGGCACUCUCAAGAUCGAGGACUUGACCCUCACGUUGACCUCUAACGAUGUAUCCGGACCAACUAUCGGCAGCUCUGUGCUUGCAGCUCUCGCCGGCUGCGGACAGAUGGUCCCCUCGACCGUUCAAAUCCUAGUUACAUUGAAUAAUGUGACGACAUUAGAGGUUCUUCACCUAUCAUUUUCGGUUCUGGGAUGCCCAAGCCUGCGCGAGGGUGACAACGGACUCAGCAGCGCAGACAGCCAACACCACGGCCGCGUAGAGUUCCCACUCCUCCAUGACUUGCUACUCACAAUGCCCAUUUCCAGGAACGCAUUUGUGUGCACCGCCCUCCCUAUGUCGGCCAUCUUGCGUCCCCUCUCCUUGCAUCCACCCAGAAAACUGAAUCUAGAAUGUGCAGUGACACACGCAACAAGUCUUUCAACACUUUUACACUCCGUCAACGACGCCUGCGGAUGGAUGAAAGGAAGCUCGUUACAGAGUCUGUAUCUGCGAUUCGACGCCGAGUAUGGCGAGGUUUUCGUGGCGGGGUCUUUUAGCUCUCCAAAAAUGACCAAGUUCGUACGGGACGGCGAUUUUUCGCUGCACCUCUUAUAUCAGGAUUUCAGCGACGAAGAGAUUUUUCAGCAGCUCUUUUCUGGGCUCCCACUGCAUGAUUUGGGGUACCUUGCGUUCCUCGGCUGCCCAAUGGACAUUCCCGCAAGCGCUUGGGCGUCAACGUUCGGCCGGCUCCAGCGCCUCCAGAUCGUCAUCAUGCAGGACGCGGAGCUCCAGAAAUUCCUUCCAGCGUUAGUCGAGAAAAAUCCUUUCAACGAUGGGUUGUGUUUUCCAGGUCUCCGCAAGUUCGAAGCUAUCCAUGUCAAUUUCCGGAAGGAUGACAACACGUCGUUUGCUAUGCUCAAAGAUAUGCUUAUGCGACGUCGUGAAGACGCUCGCAUCAACGAGAUACGGCUAACUGUCUGUCGAUUCCAUCCUGAACAGGCAGAGCAACUGCGCAAAUUCCGGAACGUCAAAUUGAGGAAAGAGGUGUACCAUGGCUCGGACUCAAGUGACUGGGAAGAUUUUGAUUUUAUGUAG